AUGGUGGAUUCUGAAGCUCUUGGGGAGCAAGAGAGAAAAAAUGGGUCUUCAGUGAUUGUUGGAAAUAUGUACAUGGAAAAAUUUCUAAUCAAAGUUGCGUCAAUGGGUGACUGUCCUCCUAGCCUUGAUCGUUUGAUGGUGGAACAGAUGAUCGAUUUAGCUGGAGCAGAUUCUUCAAACCUGAAAGUUAUUUCCGAAACAGUGCCUAAACUUAAUGUGCAUUCCUCGAAGUUCGCAUGUAUCUUCUGCUUAAAACUACUGCGUAAGCUUUUGAGGCGCGGCAUUGGAUUUGACCGCAAGGAGAAUGUGACGAGCUUUUUACACAGAUGCCUAAAGGCUGUCAGAAUGGAAGACUUUUCAUUCCUUUGUGCGAUUUUUCAACUGCUAAGCGUACUCGAAGGUCAAGGCAUUGCAGAUGAAUUCCAAACCGACGCUUGGAAUUUGGCAAUUUCCUGUCUUAAAACUGAUGGGAUGACCAUAUUCGUUAAGAAAGCAACUUGCGAAUACUGUAAAUUAUUAAUUGAAAAGAAGGAUUGUAAUUUGGACUUUGCGCCUCUUGUAUCAGUUUUGUGCAGUGGAGACGAUUCUUUCGACUGUAUUUCCGAAAUAUUUGUCGCUCAUCCCGAAAUGAUUAGUGAAGCUGCAGCCGAAAUAUUCUGCUCAAAUGCUUUAAAGAAGCGAAGCUUUACACAUUCUUACGUGGAAUUAUUAGCUGUUUUGUUUGAAAAGAAUGUUCGUCUGAUAGAUUUGGUUACUUCCAAGAAAUGGAUUUCUCAACGGUUGAAGUUGAACGUGCUUCGAUGUAUGGUUUCAAAUGGGUGCAGUGGUAUCAUGAAAGAUUUACUUCAAGAAAGAAACUUGACCCUAGGAGACUUGUUGGCCUGUUUCAAAUAUCUAUCUGAAAAAGAACAGACUAGUUACUUGGUAGAGUGGAUUCCAAAAUUAAAUGAUCUUGUUAUUUGCCCUAAAGAAGAUGUGGUAGCUUUUCUACAGUCGCCUUGGAUUGACGAAAAAAAGUACGACGAUAUUUUCGACAGUUUACUGGAACGUUUUUGGAAAUCUCCUGACCUUUUGAGAAUUAUGUUGCAACGGUAUGGAAACUGGGCCUUGAAGAAACAGCAGUCAGUAAUUAAUUUAGCUUCAAGCAGUUUCUCAUCACCGGACUGGGAAAGGCGUGAUGCUGCUAUUGAACUUUUACGGUGCCUUCCAAAAGUUGCUUUUAGGGAUGGUAAGAGAUUGAAAAGAGCUUAGCUGGAAGCAGCAGCAGUAUUGAUACGGAAUUUCCCAGAAUCACAGAAAUGGUGUCUUGAAAUCUUACCAAGUAUUUUAAAUGACGGUGAUGUCGAGAUACAGGAGAAAGCUUUAUCAAUGGCUUCUGAGUUAAAUAAAUUGGGUGGAGAAAAAGCAGAAAUUGUAAGGACAUAUCUAAAUAAAAUUUACGAGGAUGAAAGCACAUGGCGAAGAAGCGAAAUAAAUGGAAUUCUCAAUAAUAGUUCAACCCUUAAUGGAAAUAAGUGCUGCAGUGUAAGCGCUAUUGACUUGUUAAAAGACGCAUUAGAAAAGCUAGAACUUCCAGCAGACGAAGCAGGCAAUGAAAAUGUUAUGGAUUGUUACUAA
Molecule: messenger RNA, 1617 nt
Organism: Enterobius vermicularis (human pinworm)
Lineage: Eukaryota; Metazoa; Nematoda; Chromadorea; Rhabditida; Oxyuridae
Source: the annotation of a GenBank genome assembly